Molecule: messenger RNA, 1607 nt
Organism: Ceratitis capitata (Mediterranean fruit fly)
Lineage: Eukaryota; Metazoa; Arthropoda; Insecta; Diptera; Tephritidae
Gene: cpa
Product: F-actin-capping protein subunit alpha
Exons: 5
Coding region: 207-1067 (286 amino acids)
Biological process (GO): actin cytoskeleton organization; barbed-end actin filament capping
Cellular component (GO): F-actin capping protein complex; actin cortical patch
Molecular function (GO): actin filament binding
Source: RefSeq, a predicted model, not a curated record
GUUAUAAUAGGAAUAUAUUACAUUUUUAUUAUUUAAAUCAUAAACAUUUGUCUCAUAUAUCAAUAACCUGUAUGUGUGUACGUGUAGUUGUAUUUGAAGAAAUCAAAUAGGAACGCUUGAGUCACAACAGAAGUGGCCAACCAAACCAUAAGCCUCGCAUUUAAUAUUUAAAAAAAAAAAACUAGUAAUAUAUAUCAAUUGGCAAAAUGGAGCAAUCACAAAUUAGCGACGCCGAGAAAGUACGUAUUGUUUCGGACUUUAUUAUGCAUGCACCACCUGGAGAAUUCAAUGAAGUAUUCACCGAUGUUCGUCAAUUGCUCAAUAAUGAUGCACUACUGAAAGAGGGUGCUAGUCACGCUUUCGCAUUGUACAAUAAAGAGCAAUUAACGCCAGUGCACAUUGAGGGCAGUGAAAACAAUGCUAUCAUAUCCGAGCAUAAUGAUUUGGGCAAUGGUCGCUUUUACGAUCCACGUACCAAACAAUCCUUUAAGUUCGAUCAUCUUCGAAAGGAAGCUACUGACUACCAGGAUAUGGAACCGGAUACAACGGCUGAACCUUGGCGUGCCGCACUCGAUAUAGAAGCUAUUAACUACACCAACAGUCAUUACCGCAAUGGUGUGUCAUCGGUAUUCGGUAAGACACAAGGGGGACAAGUAACUCUUACACUUUGUAUUGAAGAUCAUCAAUUUCAACCCAAAAACUAUUGGAAUGGUCGAUGGCGAUCACAGUGGAGUAUCACAUUGCAACCCGGAAACGGCAGUGCUGAACUAAAAGGGGUGCUUAAGUUACAGGUGCAUUAUUACGAAGAUGGAAAUGUGCAAUUGGUUUCAACCAAGGAAUUCCGUGAAUCUGUGGUUGUAUCCAACGAACAACAAGUAGCAAAAGAAGUCAUACGUUUAAUUGAAGAAGCUGAAAAUGAAUAUCAAUUGGCAAUUUCUGAAAAUUAUCAAACAAUGUCGGACACGACUUUUAAAGCAAUGCGUAGGCUUUUGCCAAUUACAAGAACUAAAAUCGAUUGGGGCAAAAUAGUAACGUAUAGUAUUGGUAAAGAAUUGAAAACGCAAUAAGAUCCGGUAGAUUAUAAGGCGUCUUUGAAGUCGGAGAAAACUUUGGUAGAAGCUGUAACAAAACAUUUGAAAUAUAAAAUUUCGGAAAGACCUACCAGUCUUCCGCUAGCUGUCAAACAUAAUUAAAUCCAAAAUAUGAAAAUGUGUCGAAGUCCGAAAUUGCAGUUAUGCAAAAUACUAAUUUUCUUUUGACCAUCUUUACAUCGAAUAUGCACUUGUGGUAAAUGAAACUUCAUUUAAACUUAUUACGGUUCAUUGAAAAUCCAUAUUUUUAUAAUUGCAAUUUGGAAUCCACACACAUCAUUCAUUUAAAACAUACAAGUCAUAUGCCUUUUAUAAGCCGCAGGAGCUUAUAUACGCAUAUACUUAUUAUAAUGGUGGUUAUCGCUGUGAAUUUAGCAGUAGAGUGCUACAUUUCGCAGCAAUGUCAUCACCAUUGUCGCCUUUAUCGUUGAAUGCAGAAAUCGUGGAAGUAAUAUAUAAUAAGAUACUAAAAUAGAUGAAGAGAGUUUUAAUAAAGUUAAUUUAAAACACAAGAAA